CUACAGUUCCCGCCAUAAACAAUAAACACAAAUUGUGUAUGUGUGCGUGCGUGAGUUGAUCUGGCCUGGGUUUGUGAUUUUAACGUUAUCAGUAUUUUGCAAAGAGAAUUAAUAUUUGUUGCUUUGAUUGUAUAAUUACUAUAUUCAAAAAAUGAAACUUCAAGAAGAUAUGUCCAAAAAGUAUGGAGUAUUAAAUUGUCCUCCAGUUGAAGGCAAUGCCAGUGCUGCAAUGUGUCAGAAGAGGUUAGAAUGCAAUUACACUGAUCUCUCUCAGAUUUAUCGACAACAAACUAAAGAUUUUUCGAAACAGUUUGCUCACAUUUAUGCAGUUCGUCUCAACUCCAUGAGAGAUGCAUUGAAGAUGAGAGCCAUCAAUAAAUGGGGUCCAGACAUAAAAAUAUGCCGAUUGGUCGAAUUGCAAGAGGCUUCUGGAGAGAAGUGUGUCAUUAUUGGGACACUUUUUUUGGACCAGCGAUUGAAACCUAGUAUUCUCAAAGAAAUUAGUGAAGAGGCCCAGUUGGUGCCCCAGCCUGUUCGUUCCAAUUUCGUCUCAGACUCGGACACAUUGAUCCUGGAGGAUGAGUUGCAGAGGAUUGUGCUGCAAGGAAGGCUGGAUGUCCACAAGGUGGUGACUGGUGUUGUGUGCGCAGUGCUGGGACACGAGGAUGCAAAUGGGGGCAAAUUCCACGUAGAGGACCAUUGUUGGGCGGGGCGUUUCGUUGAAGCUUUCUUGGAGAACAAAAAACUCCCUCGCAAGGCCCUUCUUAUUCUUGACAACGCUUCGUCCCAUCCAGAUGCUGAUGAGCUAGUCAGCGAUGGCAUUAGAGCCUUAUUUUUGCCUCCAAACGUUACUGCCCUCAUCCAGCCUCUAGACCAGGGAGUUCUAGAAACUUUUAAGCGAAACUACAAAAAGAGGCUGCUUAGAAAUCUACUGGAGAAGCUAGAGGACGGGCUGGGUGUCACUGAUGCUCUCAAGUUAAUCACAAUGAAAGAUGUUGUCUACUGGGUGUCAGAAGCUUGGGAUAACGUUAGGGAGGACACUAUAAGAAGGUCAUGGCGCAAACUUUUCGGAAUUGAAAAGGCAAGCCGCCAAGAGACAGCUGCUCCUGAAAACCAGCCAAGAGCAUGUCCUCCUGAAAAUGAAGAGCUUGUGAAUCUUUGUAACCACCUUCCAGUGGCUGAGCCCAUCAGUGCAGAGGACAUCAGUGAAUGGAUCAAUGGAGAUGAGGAUCAGGCCCUAACUGAUGACGUGAUUAUCCAGAUGCUCAACCAACCAGAAGAUGAUGACAAAUAUAUAGUACUGCUAAGUGGACUCAGUCUUGCCAACAAUGCUAACCUCCUGCAGGUACAGCUUUUGGUAGAUUGGCUCUCUGGAUUCCUAGGAGAGCCGCACGACCAGGAGAAGGCAUCCAAAGUUGUCAGAGUCAUCCUGGCAGGUAACAAUGUUCGCAGUGAUGAGAUGAAGAAGGAGGAUAAGGUGUCAAAAACUACAGCAGUGGAAAGCUCCAGCAGUUCUCUCUCAGCAGUGCAACUACUUGACGAGUUUCUGCAUCAGCUGGUGCAAUUCAUUGAUGUGGAUGUGAUGCCAGGAGAGUUCGAUCCCACCAACCACACCUUGCCUCAACAACCCCUACACUAUUGUAUGUUCCCGAAGGCAUCCAGGUAUGAUAGUCUACAUGGGGUGCCCAACCCAUACAGUUGUCUGGUGAAUGGGCGGAGGUUGACCGGAACAGCGGGACAACCGGUUGAUGAUAUCACCCGCUAUAGUCAGCUCACAGAUCCAGUGGAGAUACUGCAGCAGACACUGGAGUGGGGUCACCUCGCUCCAACCUCCCCUGACACCCUGCCUUGUUAUCCGUUCUACGAGAGGGAUCCGUUCAUUCUGGACGCCAGGCCCGAUGUUUACUUCACAGGCAACCAGCAAACCUUCCAGACCAGGAUUGUGGAAACGCCAAAUGGUAGUGGAGACACCCACAGAGUGAGGUUGGUAUGUCUGCCCAGGUUUGCAGAGACCUCAACUUGCGCCAUUGUCAACCUAUCCACCCUGGACUGUCAACCUAUGACUUUCGGGGCGGCAGGGAUGUAGCGAAGCCACCCAUCCCUCUAAUAUGGCGCAGGAAAUUUAGUAUUAAUUUAAUUCUUAAGUAAACCCUCCACUUUUAACUGUAUUCAUAUAAAGCCUUAAAAAGUAAGUAUUAUUUAUCCACUUUGUUACCAGACUUGCCUUUAUGAAAUGAACAUGAUUUUAUAUUGAUAUAAAUUUAUUCCAAUUGGGUAAUUGAAGAUAAUCUCAAAAACCAUUUUGCUAAUUCUAUCUCCCGUUAUACAAAAGCAGGAUAUCUUUUUUAGAAGUGGUACGUAUGAUAACACUACGCCAAUGCAGGUUCUGAAUGCAAUAAGUACCAGAACAAUGUUUUUAUUUAUCUCAGUUAAACCCUCUAAAAUUGUAUGUAUCAAAUAAGAAAAAAAUAAAUGAAAAUACAUUUGUUUAUAAAACUGAAUAGCCAUUGUAAUUAUAAAUUCAGUUUCAUUAUCUUGUAUAUUAAUAAAUAUUAUUAAAAUAUUAACAAAACAGCCACUGAAAGCUGUGAAAAUCAUUCAUGAAUGAACUCUGGGAAUUAGGAUUUACUUCAUCUUCUCAGUUCUAAAAUUAAUACCUGUGAAAGUACAUUUCAUGCUUCUUUCUAACUGUGCAAAAAAUUAUUAGAAAAAAACUAAGAACACAUUUUUAAUGUGUUGUUUAGUUUGGAAAUAGAAAGUAGAAUAACCAUUGCAAUGAAACUAUAGGUCUUUUUGUAUGGUUUUCGAAGAGAAGAAAUAUAAGAAAUUGAUGAAGGAUGAAACAGAAUGGUCUGUCUAUGUACUCUGUAAAUGGAGGAAUGGAAUUUUCCAACCUACACCAUUUUGAAGGAGGUGUAAUUGCUGAUCCUAUCCGGGUGAAUUGGGUAUCACUCAGAUUCAAGUCAAUAAGCCCUGAAGGUAUAUAGCCUAUAAGUCUAUAAUUUUGAGACUAUAUUGUGCACAAACUUAUUUUAUAACUGAGAUCUGAUUAGGUUAAUUUAAAUUUAAAUUUUUUAUUUUAUGUUUUUAGUUUAUAUUGUUUAGAUGAGAUUUAUCUUAUGUAACUGAAGUGAUAAGAGACAUAAUACUUAUUAGAACCAAGUUCACAGUCUAAAACCGUGUGAUAUUUAAAUAGUUUUGUGCCUUAAUAGAACACUUUAGUCUAUUGUUGUUGUUAGUGGUUAAAUUUCAAUUACUGUACCUGUGCUCAUUUAUAAUUAAUAUAGUAAAGAAGAUUGUGAAAAGCCUUA
This is a messenger RNA of Homalodisca vitripennis (glassy-winged sharpshooter), 3311 nucleotides long. It is a transcript of the gene PolD2, whose product is annotated as DNA polymerase delta subunit 2. Gene Ontology annotation, cellular component: delta DNA polymerase complex. Gene Ontology annotation, molecular function: DNA binding. NCBI's taxonomy places the organism in Eukaryota, Metazoa, Arthropoda, Insecta, Hemiptera, Cicadellidae. Gene Ontology annotation, biological process: DNA replication; DNA strand elongation involved in DNA replication. The transcript has 11 exons. The record is from RefSeq and is a predicted model, not a curated record. The coding region runs from base 152 to 2086 and encodes 644 amino acids.